This is a messenger RNA of Sclerotinia trifoliorum, 958 nucleotides long. The record is from the annotation of a GenBank genome assembly. Lineage: Eukaryota; Fungi; Ascomycota; Leotiomycetes; Helotiales; Sclerotiniaceae.
AUGAUUUUUCGAAUCACUUUAGCCAUAUUUAUGGUACGAAUGUUGUCAUCGAAAACCGGGAAUGACAAUCAUGUCCAUGGGAAAUCGCUCGAAAUAGUAUAAAUAAGUCUUCAAACCACGCAUUUCGCACAAGGAACAAUCAUCAAGCGCCUGAAAAUAACUAUCCACGCAUACAAAUACCAUCUUUUACAUUCAAUCAUAUAUAUACAUUUCAGAGCUCGUAGCACCAUGGAAUAUGUACAAAUAGCCUCGAUGCCCCCCUUUUUUCGAAAAUUUUUUUCUCAGUAUCAAACAGCUUCGAUAAUAGAGCUACAGACAGAACUAUAAAUCCCCAAUACAUCUUCGAUGAUACUCGGACUCUUGAUAAUCUUCCUCUUGUUCUCCGGUAAUUUUGCGCGUUUUACAAAUUUUAAGCAGUCUUCGCGACUUUCGGCUUGCAUCUUUUGCGGAUUAUUACGCUGAAAGUUAGAGUAUUUGAGGGUAUUCUGUACAUCAUGAAGCUUGCCCAAGACCAUUGUGGCCCUUCGGAAGAUCUUAGGCUGUUCGUUCAGCGAUAGGCUCGUCGGCGUGAAGCUGCGGCUGCGGCGGAUAAUCAGGAGAAUGCGGCCCAACCCAUCGUAGAACAGCGCCCGGCCACUCCUCAAGAACCAUGGCGAUGCAAAGCACCGUUCCCGGAUUCUCAAACGCGAUAUCUGGUAUGUUCUCUACUACCUUGCUCAACAACAUCCAUCUAACAUAGUUCAUGCAGUGCGAUCAUGUCAAUGAAGCUGGCACGGAAACUUGUAACCGCCCCGAAUAUUACGAUGACCCUAGUCCUAGAGGCGGAGGCAUCAAGGAGGAUGCGGCAGGCCAAAAACUCUCGGGCUUUUCCAAAGCCCGCCAGGGGACGCUGGACAACUGCCAAACGGGCAGGAAGAGUACCGUAGGCUUAUACCCAAUGAUCCUAAUCAUCCUCUAA